Messenger RNA from Selaginella moellendorffii, 852 nucleotides. Its product is annotated as rhodanese-like domain-containing protein 9, chloroplastic. NCBI's taxonomy places the organism in Eukaryota, Viridiplantae, Streptophyta, Lycopodiopsida, Selaginellales, Selaginellaceae. Gene Ontology annotation, cellular component: chloroplast. The record is from RefSeq and is a predicted model, not a curated record. The transcript has 6 exons. Bases 50 to 760 code for a protein of 236 amino acids.
CAACCACAUUAUCUAGAAGAAUCGCCACGUCAGAUUUACCGCCAAAGAUAUGGCUAUGGCCGCCAAGACGCACUCGCAGUGGACGCUCUCUAGCAGCUGCUCGUCCUCGAGAGGCUACACGAGAGCUAGGAGCGUGAAAUGGAGGAGGAGCCCGAAUUACCUCGCGAGAGCUGCUACAAGCACUGCCAUUGUGGCCGCUGGAAUCAAGUAUGUUGAUGGAGAGGAGGCCAAGAAGCUCGUCACGGAGGAAGGCUACAGUGUGGUCGAUGUCCGCGAUAAGUCUCAGUUUGAUCGAGCGCAUAUCAAGCCAUCCACGCACGUCCCACUGUUUACAGUGAACACCGAUGGAGAUAUCAGUACCUCGAUCAGGCGAGUGAUGCACAAUGGAUUCGCCGGGCUUUUUUACGGAAUAGCGUUCACAAAACCAAACUCCAACUUCGUCGCUGAUGUUGAGCGGAGUUUUUCUAAAGACAGCAAGCUGUUACUCGUCUGCCAGGAAGGCUUAAGGUCUGGACAAGCAGCCGAGAAGUUGGAAGAAGCUGGAUUCCGAAACUUGGCAUUUAUUGACAAUGGGCUGCAAAAAGUUAAGCCAGAUCUUUUCGCAACAGAGGGUCCCAAGCAGCUCCAGGACGCAGGAAAAGCGGGCCUGGUCACCAUCCAAGGCCAAUUCUCCGUGGUCCUUGGGGCCAUUUUAGUUUCCGCGUACCUCUUCUUGACAUUGUUUCCAACGCAAGCGGAGGAGCUCUUCUUCAAGAAGUGAUUGAGUCGCUGGAAUUUUGUAUCUGUUUAUUUCGAUCUCAAGAUAUAUGAUACACUUUCUAAAGGAUAUUUCUUCAUUGUCCUUGGCCAUAA